Messenger RNA from Orbilia oligospora ATCC 24927, 2064 nucleotides. RefSeq lists its product as uncharacterized. Gene Ontology annotation, cellular component: plasma membrane. The record is from RefSeq and is a predicted model, not a curated record. The coding region runs from base 1 to 2064 and encodes 687 amino acids. The transcript is spliced from 2 exons. Gene Ontology annotation, biological process: iron ion transport; copper ion import; intracellular iron ion homeostasis. Lineage: Eukaryota; Fungi; Ascomycota; Orbiliomycetes; Orbiliales; Orbiliaceae. Gene Ontology annotation, molecular function: ferric-chelate reductase activity.
AUGUCGCCUCGUUAUCCAUAUCCCACACGGUCGUCAGACCUUCGUUUCUCAGGCUCUACGGUACUCGCUAAUCCAGGAUCCGAUUCAAAUGGGUCGCCUACCAACGACAGCAGUACCAACAGCGAGAACUUAAACAUGUGGUGGCCUUCCUCGCAUUUUAAUCUUCGCCCGGUACUAAGCGAACGAGUCUCGGAGCUUAUUAAACGAAAUGCUAUUUCUACGGCUGCGGCUGAAGGGGGUAAUAGAGGGGAUCAGAAUGCUAUUAUCGAUGCCAUGGAGUUUACGAGAUGGUUGGGUAUAUACUACAACGUCGGUUGUAUUUUGUUCCCUAUCGGGGUUUUUGUGAUUAGGAAGGCUGCGGGGAGGAUAAGAGAAUAUAGGAAGGCACAAAGGAAAAAGAAGAAAGAGGAAACCGCUGGAAGGGAUAACAGAAGAUACAAGACCGGAAAUGUGGAUGUUUCGGUAGUCGAAACGGCCUCUACAGCGUCAAGUUCUAGUGCUUCCAGCGCUAUUAUUCCCGCCGAAAUAGAUUCAGACGAAUCCAAACCUCUUCUACAAAACUCCACGCCGAAAUUACCAUGGUACACACUCCUUUACCGCCGUUUCAAAGGAUUUAUGACCUAUCAACGUCCUAACGACUCCCGAGGCCGCGUGAUACCACAUAAUUCUAUCCUUAUCGUUAAUCAGCUAUUCUUUUGGACAUCAGUCUUCUUAUCUAUAUACUACAUUUACUACCCGCUCGACAGGACCAACAACUCUGAUCUUCGGUUUUUCCUGAUGGCUGACAGGUGGGGGAUGGUAUUUACUAUGAACCAGCCAUUAAAUUUCAUAUUGGCGGCGAAGACCUCACCGAUCAAGUAUUUGACCGGGUGGAGUUAUGAAGAACAUUUGAUUGUUCACCGUAUGGUUGCUACUACGUCACAUAUAGCCAGUAUAGUGCAUUUUAUAGGGAUGUAUGUCGUUUAUAGAAUUUUUAUUGCUGGUACCGACCGCGGUCUGACAUUCAUUGGCAUCCUUCUCCGGCCAGAUAUCUUCUUCGGUCUGAUUUCAUUUAUCGCCUUCUGGAUCUUUGGUAUAACCUCCAUGGACGAAAUCCGUCUAAAAGCCUACGAAUUGUUCCUGGCUACGCACAUCUCAUUCGCUUCCAUCGCCAUGAUAUUCCUAUACCUUCACCACCCGGCUGCAAGAAUUUACGUCGUCUUUUCAUUCCUCAUCUGGGCGGCCGAUAGGAUUGUUUAUAGAGCAUAUAAUAAACGAUGGUCAGCCGAUGGAGAAGUUGAAGUCCUUGACGAAAGUACUAUCAGGGUCACUAUCAAAAAUUUUGGGAAAGGAUCGAACAAGGUUAUGAAAUGGGAGCCAGCAGGACAUGUUUUCUUGACUGUCCCUGGGUGGAACAGAUUUCAAGCUCAUCCGUUUACAAUACUUACCCCGCCGGUUGGGUAUGAUCUUGAGGGAAAUAGUCUUAAUGAUGGGAAUGAGAAGGAUAUGGUACUAGUGAUUAGAAAGCUGAAGGGGUUCACAGAGGCGUUAUAUGAUAUGGGUGGGAUGGUUAAGGUUACCGUCGAUGGACCUUAUGGGUCUGAACAUGCGAGGGGGUCUUUGAGAGGGUGUACGAAGUCGCUGUUCAUUGCCGGUGGUAGUGGUAUUGCGGUUGCUUGGCCAUUGAUGUGUGAAUUGAUAAGAAGGGAAAUGGAUAAGAAUAAAAAGGGGAAAGGUGGGAAGCCGAGAAAGAUUGUUCUAGUGUGGAUAGUCCACCACGAACACCAUCUGAAAUGGAUCGAAGAAGAUCUCGAGAAAUUAGAAGAAGUCAAGAGGACCUUACCCCGAGAAUUUGAGAUUGAAGUAAAAAAGUUCAUCACUAGAGGCAUUAACGGAAAACGGCCGGAUUUGAGAAAGGAAGUUAUUAGAGUGGUAGAGGACGAAGAUGGACCAAGAUUGAAUGGGAGAACCGGAGUACUGGUUUGUGGACCUGAUGCUAUGAUGAGGGAAGUCAGAACCGUUGGAAGAGAUUUGCUAUAUGAAGGAAAGGAUGUGGAGAUUUUAGCAGAAAAGUUUGGAUGGUGA